Trichoplax adhaerens is the source of this 1503-nucleotide messenger RNA. RefSeq lists its product as uncharacterized. The record is from RefSeq and is a predicted model, not a curated record. Gene Ontology annotation, molecular function: peptide receptor activity; protein kinase activity; ATP binding. Lineage: Eukaryota; Metazoa; Placozoa; Uniplacotomia; Trichoplacea; Trichoplacidae. The annotation marks the transcript as partial. Gene Ontology annotation, biological process: protein phosphorylation; receptor guanylyl cyclase signaling pathway; cGMP biosynthetic process. The transcript has 12 exons.
UUGUAUGAUAUGCACCAUAACAACAUCACGACAUUCAUUGGAGCUGUAGUAGAGGAUAUUAAAACUCAGGUUGUCACUCAGUACUGUCCCCGAGGCAGUCUACAGGAUGUCUUAGAAAAUAACGAUAUUGAAUUGGAUAUGAAUUUUAAGAUUUCUUUUGCUACUGAUAUUGUCCAGGCAAUGAUUUACUUGCACAGUAGUGAUAUCAGAUCUCAUGGAAACUUAAAAUCAUCAAAUUGUUUGGUAGAUAGCCGUUGGGUUGUCAAAAUUACUGACUUUGGUAUACCAUCGAUUAGAAUAGUAAAUCGCGUCAGUCAUGAUAACGGCGAACAUGCUAAUUAUUCACGUAUGCUUUGGACCGCUCCUGAAUUACUGCGAAUGACAGAAGCACCAAUAAAUGGUACCCAACCAGGUGAUGUCUAUAGCUUUGCAAUCAUUAUGCAAGAAAUUAUUGAAAGAGGUCCACCAUUUUGCAAUAGUCGACUAACACCUAAAGAGAUUAUUAGUAAUAUUAUGGAGAGAAGUGACGGUAUUAUCUUCAGGCCUACUCUUCCAGACAAUAGCUGCCCACCUGAAAUUAAAGAUAUAAUAUUUCAAUGUUGGAAUGAAGCUGCACAUCUUAGGCCUUCUUUUGCUACUGUAAGAAAGUUGAUUAAAAAAUCAUCAUUUGGCAAAGAGACCGAUAUCAUGGAGAAUAUGGUCAACUUACUAGAAAGAUAUGCUAAUAAUCUAGAGGACAUUGUUGAAGAAAGAACUCAGCAACUGAUUGAUGAAAAGAAAAGAACAGAUGAAUUGUUAUACAGAAUGUUACCGAAAUCCGUAGCAGAACAGUUAAAGUCUGGCCAAUUGGUGCAAGCCGAAGCCUUUGAUGAAGUUACAGUAUACUUCAGCGAUAUUGUCGGGUUUACAAAUAUAUCCGCAUCAAGUACACCAAUGCAGGUGGUAGUACUAUUGAAUGAUCUAUAUUCGUUAUUUGAUGAAAUUAUCAAAAACUACGAUGUCUAUAAGGUGGAAACAAUUGGAGAUGCUUACAUGGUCGUUUCAGGCUUACCAAUCAGAAAUGGAUCCCGGCACGUUAAGCAAAUUGCUAACAUGGCUAUUGAGUUGUUGGAAAGUGUUAAACGUUUCAAGAUUAGACAUAUGCCCAAUCAUAAAUUAAAACUAAGAAUUGGUAUUAAUUCAGGCCCUGUGGUAGCAGGAGUAGUAGGCAAAAGUAUGCCACGAUACUGUUUAUUUGGCGAUACUGUUAAUACAGCGAGUCGAAUGGAGUCCUAUGGAGAAGCAUUAAGGAUUCAUGCCAGCGAAUCUACAUGUAAACUAUUAGAAAAAGAUGAAGAUUAUGAUAUUGCACCGCGAGGCGAAAUAGAAAUCAAGGGAAAAGGUGUCAUGAAUACAUACUGGCUAAAUGGAAAUCGAACAAAUAAUGUUAUGGGAUCCUUAGAUGACUGUAGUUUUAAGGGUUCUCCUACACAUUCACCGGAACCAUUUGAUAAUUCCGUAUAA